Molecule: messenger RNA, 1098 nt
Organism: Aspergillus steynii IBT 23096
Lineage: Eukaryota; Fungi; Ascomycota; Eurotiomycetes; Eurotiales; Aspergillaceae
Product: mitochondrial 54S ribosomal protein uL22m
Exons: 2
Coding region: 1-1098 (365 amino acids)
Biological process (GO): translation; ribosome assembly
Cellular component (GO): ribosome; mitochondrial large ribosomal subunit
Molecular function (GO): structural constituent of ribosome
Source: RefSeq, a predicted model, not a curated record
AUGGCCUCAAUGGGUGCUCUGAACCCGUACGGGCACCUGAUCCGCUCUGCCCGCACCGGCGUCACCUACCUCCCUCGCCGCACCCUCACGUAUACCGUCCCUCGUCGAGCCCAAGAAGACGGACCCAAUGGCUCCAAUAACUCCUCCGAACCACCUCAGAAGGGCGGGGCCCUGUCGUCCAUCAAGAACUUCUUCUUCGGCGGGAAGUCUGAAAAGCCCAAGAUCACCCGCCGCACCAACGCUCCGCCCAAACGCGAGGGUUCGCUGAGUGCCGACUCCAUCUUCGCCGAGGACGAAGCCUCGCCCAAGCUGAUUGCCACCGGCCGCACGCCGGCUCGCAAGAGGGCAGCCCAGCCCACCGAGGGCGAAGAGGAGGGAGAAUACACCUACGCCGUGGACCGCCGGAACCGCGAGAACAUGCAGACGGUGUUGGACCCGCGUCCCAACGCCCGCAUCCACUGGGAACGCAAGAUGGUCAUCCGUGAGAUCCGCCGCCGGGGCCGCAUCAGCAAGACCGAACAGAUCAUGCGCACGGAGCGCGAGUCCACCUCCAAGUCGCAUUGGUUCAAGACCUCCGUCAAGAAGCUGGGCCCCCUGGCCCGGCAGAUCGCCGGCAAGAACAUCGACGAGGCGAUGCUGCAGAUGCGCUUCAGCAAGAAGAAGGCCGCCAAGGACGUCCUGGAGCAUCUGAAGCACGCGAAAAACGUCGCCGUCGUCCGCUCCGGUAUGGGUCUGGGCGCUGAGGCUGAGGCCGAGGCCGAGGCUGCCGGUGCUGCCUCGCCGUCGAAGAAGGGCACCACCAUCACCCUCAAGUCGGGCGAGCGCAAGACCAUCACCGACCCCACCUCCAUCUACAUCGAACAGGCCUGGGUGAACCGCGGUCCGUACGGUUACGACUACGACCACCGCGCCCGCGGCCAGAUCAACCUGAUGCGUCCGCCGUACACCUCCCUGUCCGUGGUGCUGAAGGAAGAGAAGACGCGCAUCCGGGAAUGGCAAGUCCGCGAGGCCGAGUCGCAGCGCAAGCGCAAGACUCAACUCUGGACUCAGCUUCCGGACCGGAAGAUCAGCGCCCAGAACCAGUACUACAGCUGGUAA